Oncorhynchus mykiss (rainbow trout) is the source of this 979-nucleotide messenger RNA. RefSeq names its product protein dpy-30 homolog. Lineage: Eukaryota; Metazoa; Chordata; Actinopteri; Salmoniformes; Salmonidae. Gene Ontology annotation, cellular component: Set1C/COMPASS complex. The record is from RefSeq and is a predicted model, not a curated record.
CGUAUACCCCAACAAUUUGUUUAAUCCAGUCUGUUCUGUCGGUAACAGUCCUUGGUUCACGGUGGAAGGUCGUUGCUAACAUAACGUUAACUAGCCAACGAGCUAAAGUAACGUUAGUUUACCCGCCACUAGAAUUCAUAUAUUCAUUCGAUAUUACUGUAGCUAGCCUGCCUGUAGGGUACCUUCUUUGGCUUGUAGGAAUGGAUGGUACUCCUAUGUCGUUAUCUACCUGAAUUUAAUCUGGAAUCACACGGACGCAGACCAAUCUAUGGAGGUGCACACUCCAACAGCUGAAAACCCCCAUUCUGAAUAUGGACUGACGGACAACAUCCAGAGAAUAGUGGAAAACGAGAAAGCCAACACAGAGAAGGUCUCCAAACAGAAGGUGGAUCUGCAGUCGCUCCCCACGAGGGCAUAUUUGGAUCAGACAGUGGUGCCCAUCCUUCUUCAAGGCUUAUCUGUGCUGGCCAAGGAAAGACCUGCAAAUCCUAUUGAAUUCUUAGCAGCCUUCCUUCUCAAGAACAAAUCACAGUUUGAAGAUCGAAAUUAAGCUCCAGACGGAUGGAAAUGUGCACUUUGAGCCCAUCUAUUUAAAAUCAAGGAAAUGGUUGUUUCUGUCAUGUUUGCAGUUUUUUUUAAACCAGAAUAAAGAUGGUGUUGCAGGGAAAUAUGGUACUCUUUUAGGACAAAUGUCAGAGGUAAACUAAUAUAUACAAAAGACACCAACUACGUUGCACCUCAAGUUCCCUUGCAUCAUGGUCCCCUCCAGGGCAAAAUAUUCCAGAUUCAGUCCAUUUACCAAAAUGCUUACAAGAGAACAUUUGCGUUUUAAUUAACAAUGUCAUGUUUUCAUAUUGCCAAAUGACACACGUAUCAUUCUAGUGUCAUGUUUUAUUCUACCACUAGUUGAGCUACAGAGUUGGUGAUGAACCCCUUUGAUAAAAGGGUCAAUCUGAUGCCCCAAACUCCAUUCUAUUAA